GCGGCUUGCCGUCUGUUUUUACAAGGAACGGCACCCAAAUCAAUAAUCAAAAUUUUAGUCACUUGAUCAACUAGAGGGGCACCACACUAUCGUCUGGUGUCCGGCACACGAGCGACUGGCAGGAAACGCUAGGGCAGACCGUAUUGCUCGAGGUUUGCACGUCCGAGCAACGGCAUGGCCUAGCGACGACCUUCCACCGAAUUCUCGGGACAUCCUUCUACAGCAAAUGCAGGAGCGGAGACGUUUUGGACAUCCUCACUCCGAUUUAAACAGCCAACAGGAGAGGGACUGGCGUCGUAUUCAGACGAAUACAUACCCCAACCUGCACCACCAUCACCAGUUUUAUUCUCUCUCUCUCAGCCAACCGAGUCGGGCUGAGUCAUUUGCGUUUCACGAGAUAGCGAUAACGCAGCCUGGAACGUGCGCCAUCACCACUGGUAGGUCGCGUAUGUUGUUUCAAGGUAGAAAACAAGUGCGUUGGCGCCAAUAUAUGAUGACUCAUUCCGCUUCCCGGGUACACGCAUCCUUGCUAAUGAAGCAGACGACGGAAGCGGGAAUCGUUUCUGACAGAGUAAACGUAGGCUUUGAGCUGGCUACUUUAUUUUUUACUGAGGAUAAAAACUGUUUUGCUUUACCAACAACGUUAGGUUCGGCAACCCCCGGAAAGCGAGUGCUGGUUUCUGUUUCAAGGAACAUGCGCGCUCCAAGCGGCUGCCGGACAUCCUAACUUACUUUUUUAUUUUUAUUUUUGUGAAUUUUAAAUCGGGAGAUACGCGGGAAGUGGUUGUCUUCGUUCGUCCGUCGAGCUUACCUCCGCUCACCCUUGCCACUCGAUCAGCGAUAUCACAAAUCGGAUCGCGCUUCGUCAUCGGCUUCAGUUGUCGAUCCAAGUAUGAAGAUGGGAAAGAUAAGACCGAGAAGCUUGAUCAGGCGUGCAACGAAUGGAAGGCGCAAGAGUCACCCAAGCAUUAGACGAACAUGGCUAAACGGGGCAUCCCAUGUGUUGCGCGGCUCUGUGGUGUUCUAACACCGGGAAUUCCAGUUCUGCGAAGUUUUUCAGGUUUCCUACUGACAGCAGCUCGACGCAACGCCCUUCGAGGAGCGGAGUACACAGCGCAUGGAAGCUUGAUGCCUCUUCGGUGAGCAGCAUCUAUGGGAGCACCGUUUCGCCGCUUCGGCGCAGCCACAAUGCCGGAGCACUAGCUGUAGCGACACUCGCUAAACAGCGGCAAUUGCUUCAGGAACCGCUUCCGCGACAGCUUCGGACGCCCGGCUGCAUUUGGUGCGCUCUAGGUAGGCGCCAUCGAGUGCGGCAACGAACAAAGCCUAGAGCCCUCCGGCAGAGACAGUAUCCGCAAUGGCGCUGCCAGACUCUCGCGCCUGCUGGCCCGUGGCAGCCUGCGCGGCCGUGUUCGUCUUCUUCGGCAUGAUGUUGACCAAGUCGGAGUCCGUCAUGUACAUAGGAUUUAUGGGCAUGCUGCACAUCAACCGCGAGGAAGCGUCGUGGCCACUGACGAUCGCCAUCAUCAUGUCGCAGCUCUCAGGGCCCCUAUACGGAUUGCUUGGCCUGUGGCUUUCGGACCGGAUCCUGCUUGUGGCUGGUGCCUUUCUCUGCGCACUGCCUGUGAUGGCCUGCGCCCUGGCACAGAACCUUGGACAAGUCAUUUUUCUAUACGGUGUCCUCUAUGGCCUGGGCGUGGCUUGUGAAGAGCUGUUGCCGUUCACGGUAGUGGCUCGGCAUUUCAUUCGUUACCGAGGCACGGCCAUGGGCCUGCUGUUCGUGGUGACUGCCAUGUCCGGCUUCGUAUCCCCGCUGAUCGUCGAGACACUGCGGCAGGCCUUCGACUUCCGCAUAGCUUUGCUCAUACUGGGAGCCUUGCAGCUGAACAUGCUGUUCGGCUGCAUCUACGUCGACCGCGUCCCCCGUAGCGAUGGCAACUGCUCCAGCGACCAUAGUGGCUCCGAGCUGCCCAAGUCGCCGCUUGCUGUCAGGCGACCAAGAAGGAGCAGUUUCCAGGCCGCGUCGUUCGCGCAUUCUUGUUCUAAGAGCCUCGUCGAAUCGUUUACAGCGGCCAGGUCCAUUCCGCCCAACCUGCGGCCACGCGAGGCGGACUCGCUUCUCGAGAAGUGCGACUCACCGUCGAGGAGGCUCGCACGCAACAUGCGCUCGCUGGUGUCCGCGCAGUUCCUUCACGUGGCGGCAUCUCGGGCGGUGUCGCUCUUUGUGCUCUCGUCGUUCCUGCUGACCGCCGUUGACUUCGGCUCGGACAACGGUCUCAGCGGAUACGAGGCUGUCGCCCUGGUCACCGUCAGCGCCGUCGGGGACCUGGUGUCGAGGAUAGGCACCGGCUUGAUUCUGGACUCGAAGGUGAUAAGCGCCGACGCCUUGAUGGUCUGGAGCUUCGCCAUCCAGGCAGCCUCCUUGGCUGUCAUGGCGCUGGACAAGCGCUACUGGAUCCUCCUGGCCAGCUGCUUCUUCACCGGCGUAACGGGCGGUGGACGAAUAUUCGCCUGCACCGUCAUGGUUGCCGAGCUGUUCGACGAACGAUCGCUACCACUAAGCCUGGGCGUCAUGAAUUUCAUCGCCGGCAUAAUCUGCCUCGCACGGCCACCGCUCAUUGGUUACAUUCGGGACGUCAUGGGUUCCUACGACGCGCUGUACAUAUCAUUUGCUGUCACCAACGCCAUUUUCACGAUAACGUGGGCAAUAAGCCUGUGCUGGCAAAAAUGUCGUAGGAAACGGGAGUGGCAUUUCAUCGACGAUCUUGCAGGUGAGGAGCAAGAGACACGAAACUGACGAGCACGUAACCCGGACACAUCAGCUGUGACUGUGCCCCCCAACCCUCUUGUUUUGUUUACUAUUUAUAUACCACCAAGCACGCGUCUUCAGUGCCUUUAAUUUAUUGUACAAUAAACACGACCUUUGAAAAGUU
Molecule: messenger RNA, 2933 nt
Organism: Dermacentor albipictus
Lineage: Eukaryota; Metazoa; Arthropoda; Arachnida; Ixodida; Ixodidae
Source: RefSeq, a predicted model, not a curated record